Lolium rigidum is the source of this 522-nucleotide messenger RNA. RefSeq lists its product as uncharacterized. The transcript has 3 exons. Bases 1 to 480 code for a protein of 159 amino acids. The record is from RefSeq and is a predicted model, not a curated record. Lineage: Eukaryota; Viridiplantae; Streptophyta; Magnoliopsida; Poales; Poaceae.
AUGCCCAACACAGACACGGACAAGGGUUUCAGAAAAAAUUCAGAAACAAGGGAGAACCAUCGCCACAAGGUCCGCCUCGCGCUGCCGUUCCUCAGCACCCGCCGCCAAGCUGCUGCAACCCGGCGGUCCGCGUCAUCGUCCUCUCCAUCUCUGCGCGAGGAAUUGAUCCGAGAGCACACGUAUGCGACGAACUCGUCCUCGACAUCCCCUCCUACUGGCGGCGUACUUCAUCGACUCCGGCGGUUCCGCGACUCCUUCGACGCUUCUGAGCACGGCUCCAUGAUCCUGGUCCUCGUCGCCGGCCCGCUCCGUCUGCCAUCCGGCCAAACCUCCGCCCGUUUCUGGCUCCCCAUGGACUUCCACAUCGAGCGCUUCUCGUCCCCAAGCCGCUCGAGCUCUCCUUCAUCGUCCCUGUCCCCGACCACCGCAUCCGCCACAGGACUUGCGGUCAAGUUCGUCGUCCUCUCCACGCGUCGUUGAGCGCCCCCGAGCCGUUCGCUUCACCGUCGAACUUCCAGGGUG